This is a messenger RNA of Penicillium expansum, 510 nucleotides long. RefSeq names its product GNAT family N-acetyltransferase. The record is from RefSeq and is a predicted model, not a curated record. Lineage: Eukaryota; Fungi; Ascomycota; Eurotiomycetes; Eurotiales; Aspergillaceae. Gene Ontology annotation, molecular function: acyltransferase activity, transferring groups other than amino-acyl groups. The coding region runs from base 1 to 510 and encodes 169 amino acids. The transcript has a single exon.
AUGAUCGAGCUACGAAAUAUUGGCCCCGACGAGUGGGAGGUGUGGAAAUAUCAAAGACUGGCUGCACUUACGAAAGCACCCGAUGCAUUCUCAUCAAAACUCGCAGACUGGAAAAAUGCGUCUGAGCAACAGUGGCGCAAUCGGCUUAGCAGAUGCGGCAGCUACCAAGUGGUUGCUUCUCUCCAAGGCACGAUAGUGGGCAUGGCCGGUGGGGUUACACUUGCCGAGCCUGGGGUUGCAGAGCUUAUAUCUAUGUGGGUAGCUCCCGCUGGACGAGGUUGUGGUGUCGGGGAUGCACUAGUGGCUGCUGUUCAGGGAUGGGCAUAUGGCACUGGUGCCACCAUUCUUAAACUAUCUGUGGUAGAGAAUAAUCACCCAGCUCGUAAGCUAUAUCUCCGGAAUGGGUUUGUCGACGCUGAGCUUGAAAGCAGUGAUAUGGAGAUCAAGGAUGUGUACCGUGAGCGGGUUAUGGUGAAAAAAAGCAACAGGUUUAGCCCGGAUUCUGUCUGA